Messenger RNA from Triticum aestivum (bread wheat), 733 nucleotides. RefSeq lists its product as uncharacterized. NCBI's taxonomy places the organism in Eukaryota, Viridiplantae, Streptophyta, Magnoliopsida, Poales, Poaceae. The transcript is spliced from 5 exons. The record is from RefSeq and is a predicted model, not a curated record. Bases 132 to 563 code for a protein of 143 amino acids.
GUACUUCGUAUAUAGUUUCUGCCAAAAAAAACCACCCCUCCUUAUUGUCCACGGAGGUGGAAGGAACGCGAACGAGGAACCCUAGCCGCCUGACUAAGGAACGCCCACAUCGAUCAGGAAGGCUGGCGACGAUGGCGGCUGUUCGGUGCGGGGCGAGGAGGCUCAGUGGCUCCCUGCUCCAGCCAACGCAGGCGGCGGUCACGGAGGAGGGACGCCGGCUCGCGCCAAGCAGGCUCAUGCGCUCCCGCGAGUUCUCCAGUAAGGUCUCCGGUGAGGUGGCGGAGCGACUCCUCCUCGAGCCAGGCAGCCUCAUGCGCUCCCGCCGGCUCUCCAGCCAGCAUGCUCGCAACAUCCAGAAGAAAGAGGAUGACUGCUGGGUGGGGUUCAAUGAGACGUUAAAGAGGUUGGACGAGCUUCAAAAAAAGAAGAAACCAAGUGUUUUUCAGAAGCGCAUGAUAUCCAUCGACCGUGCGUUGAAGAGUUUAGUCUAUGGAUCUUUCAAGGUGACAGUUGUGUAUGCUGCUGCUGCUGCUGCUUUCUCUGGCAGUGGGCUAGAAGCCUAGCCCAGGCCGUUACCAAGGAAAACGUGUGAAGACAAGGUGGAAAAAUGAGAACCAAAGAUGGCCGCCCAGCUUGUUUUAUGUUUUUCCCUAAAAAAAAAAGCUUGUUUUAUGUUUAAUUAUGACCAGUGCAGUUUGGCUAGCUAGGACUAUGCUAUCGUACGUUGCGAUAU